This is a messenger RNA of Paramecium sonneborni, 1055 nucleotides long. The record is from the annotation of a GenBank genome assembly. Lineage: Eukaryota; Ciliophora; Oligohymenophorea; Peniculida; Parameciidae.
AUGAUUAUCAUACUCUUAGAAAUCUAUGGGAUUUGGGCAUUUUGUUUGAAUUAAUACACCAGAGUAUAAGAUAUUUCUUUGUACCCAACAGUUGGUGAAUUUUAUUCAUACUAUUUGGAAAGUUUUCUAAGUGAAACUUAAUUAAUGUGCAAAAUGCAUCCUUAAGUUCCAAAUGUAUAAUUAAUCAAUCAAUGCAAAAAAAUAUCCUAAAUAAAAGGAAAUUGUAUAUUAUAAAGUAUAUAUUUAUAGAAUUUAAAUCAAUGUCAUCAAAUACUACACAUUUUGGUACUUUGACUAAUAACAAUGAAGUAAUAAUAUAUGAGUGGAAGAAUUAAAGGAUUCAAUAAAUUGGCUAAUAUGUGCCAAUUGAUUCUUCAUUUAAUUGUUAUAACAUCCUUUUGUCUAAAGAUUUUUCUAUUUUGAUAGAUUGCUAUUAUAAUAAUGAAUUCUUUUUAAUUCAAUUAAUAGAUGAAUAAUCAAUAAUUACUUAUUAAAUAGAAGCAAUUGCACCUACAAAAACUAAAAUAUAAUCAUUAUAAAUGGAACAAAUGCUUUUAUAGUAUAUGCAUAAUAUUUUAAAAAUUAUUCAAUACUAUCUUUAUUUUCAUUAUCUUUUUUUAAUUAAAGUAGCUUAAAUAACUAUUUUGUCGAUUUUGAUAUCACAAUUACAAUAAGUCCAAAUAUUUAUGCAAUUACUUCUCAAGAGAUUUUCUAAUUAUUUAUAUCUUCAGAUGGUCAAUUUUAUUAAAAAACUAAUUUUACUAAUUAUUUUAUAACUAAUUCAUAAUGUGAUUAAAUAUAUUUAUAAAAUUCAUAAAAUUAUCCUUUUAGUAAUAAUUUUUACAUUUCCUGCUUACUUUUAUUUGGAUGUGAUAAUAACAUAAUAAACACAGAGAAUGAUUAAGGUGAAUCAUCCUUUCAAAAUAUACUCUUAAAUAAUCAAUUUAUAAUUUAUUAGUUUAUUGAUAAAAUAAUAAUUAAAGAAAAAUAUGCAGAAAUUUUUAUUAAUAUUAGUUAAAUCAGACAAGUAAUUCCUUAUUAUAUUUAAAUUCUGA